CAAGCCAUCACAGCGUUGCGACUCAGAAGAUCAAGCGUCUGGCUCUCCCUUCAUCUCCGCUGCCACAACACCUUGCAGCCGCAUCACCUUCGUUGCUGCACCUGCCACACCUCUUGCCGCCUUCCUCCCUCCACCCGACCAUUCACCUAGUAGCCCAUCAUGGCAGGCGCAAUGGCCAACGCAAAGAAGGGGCCCAAGAUUCGCGAUGAGGAGAAUGAAGCCAACUACGGCUCCAUCUUCGGCAUCUCCGGCCCCGUCGUCAUCGCAGAGAACAUGAUCGGCGCCAGCAUGUACGAGCUGGUUCGUGUUGGACACGACGAGCUCGUCGGAGAGAUCAUUCGUAUCGACGGCGACAAGGUCACGAUCCAAGUCUACGAGGAGACGUCGUCCGUCAGUGUGGGAGACCCAGUUCUCGCCACAGGCAAGCCCCUCUCCGUCGAGUUGGGCCCCGGUCUCAUGUCCAAUAUCUACGACGGUAUUCAGCGCCCUCUUGAGGCAAUCAUGAAGAAGAGUGAGGGAAUCUACAUCCCUCGUGGAAUCAGCACCCAGCCUCUUGACCGCGAGAUUCAGUGGGACUUCGACCCCGUCAACUUCAAGCAGGGAGACCACAUUGCUGGGGGUGACAUCUACGGUCACGUCUUCGAGAACUCACUCCUCAAGACGCACAAGAUCAUGCUGCCCCCUAGAGCCAGGGGUACAAUUACGCACCUCGCAGAGAAGGGUUCCUACGGUAUUGAUGACACUGUCAUUGAGGUUGAGUUCGAGGGAAAGAAGUCCAAAUAUUCGAUGUGCCAACUCUGGCCCGUCCGAGCUCCUCGCCCCGUCACUGAAAAGUUGACGGCAGACAACCCCCUCAUCACCGGUCAGCGUGUCCUCGACUCCCUCUUCCCCUGCAUCCAGGGAGGUACCACUGCCAUUCCUGGCGCCUUCGGAUGCGGCAAGACGGUUAUUUCUCAGGCUCUCUCUAAGUAUUCGAACUCGGACAUCAUCACCUACGUCGGCUGUGGUGAACGAGGUAACGAGAUGGCUGAAGUACUCGCCGAGUUCCCCGAGCUCUCCCUCGAGACGGCAGACGGCAAGGAGGAGCCCAUCAUGAAGCGCACGACUCUGGUAGCCAACACAUCUAACAUGCCCGUAGCAGCGCGAGAGGCCUCCAUCUACACAGGUAUCACCCUCUCCGAAUACUUCCGUGACCAGGGCUACAACGUCGCAAUGAUGGCAGACUCUACUUCUCGCUGGGCUGAGGCUUUGCGUGAGAUUUCGGGUCGUCUCGCAGAGAUGCCUGCCGACUCUGGUUACCCUGCCUACCUGGGUUCAAAGCUGGCUGGAUUCUACGAGCGUGCAGGCAAGGUCACUGCGCUGGGAUCGCCGGAGCGUCAGGGGUCCGUCUCCAUCGUCGGUGCCGUCUCUCCACCUGGUGGAGACUUCUCUGACCCAGUUACUGCUCAGACGCUCGGUAUCGUCGGUACCUUCUGGGGUCUGGACAAGAAGCUUGCACAGCGCAAGCACUUCCCCUCCGUCUCUCCUACCGUCUCUUACUCCAAGUAUCUUUCCGCGUGCUCCAAGACCUGGGGUGACGAGACGCUCAAGCUGCGUAAUGAAGCAAUGGACAUCAUCCAGCAAGAAGUCUCACUCCUCGAAAUCGUCCAGCUGGUCGGCAAGUCUGCCCUCGGAGAGAACGACAAGGCCACCCUCGACCUUGCCUCGCUCCUCAAGAACGACUACCUCCAGCAGAAUGGUAUCUCGGAGUACGACGCCUACUGCCCUUGGUGGAAGACGGUUUGGAUGCUCAAGAACAUCAUCGAGUUCCACCGCGAGACGCAGAAGGCCAUCAAUGAGAGCAAUGGAGAGAUGACCUGGGCCAAGAUCAAGGAGCACAACAGCGAUAUCAUGUACAGGCUGACACAGAUGAAGUUCGAGCUGCCCAAGGAUGGCAAGGAGAAGAUUGAUGAGAAGAUGGAGAAGCUCAACAGGGAUCUGCAUGAGAGCUUCAGGUCGCUGCAGGAUUGAGCGGGAAGGGACAACGCAGCGAUCUACUGCUUUCUUCCUGACAUUGUCUCUCUUCGUUCUUUUCAUUACAUGUUUUGCCCGCUUCUCUUCUCUUCGCGUUUUCCAGGCUCUGCAGUGAAUUACAUAUGCUUCACAUUUCUUCCUUCUCCACUGUAGGAUACAGUACACCUACUCUUUCCUUUCCCCUGCGCACCUCGCUCACCAUCCCAUUCCUACAUUC
Messenger RNA from Jaminaea rosea, 2230 nucleotides. RefSeq names its product putative TFP1p-H+-ATPase V1 domain 69 kd catalytic subunit, vacuolar. Gene Ontology annotation, molecular function: ATP hydrolysis activity; proton-transporting ATPase activity, rotational mechanism; ATP binding. Gene Ontology annotation, biological process: proton transmembrane transport; ATP metabolic process. The coding region runs from base 160 to 2010 and encodes 616 amino acids. Lineage: Eukaryota; Fungi; Basidiomycota; Exobasidiomycetes; Microstromatales. The transcript is spliced from 3 exons. Gene Ontology annotation, cellular component: proton-transporting V-type ATPase, V1 domain; fungal-type vacuole membrane. The record is from RefSeq and is a predicted model, not a curated record.